GUAGCAUUGCAAAGGAAGGGAUGCUCCAGGCUUCCAUUAGCUUUCUCAUGUGCUGGGGAACAGGCAGAAGUUCAACAUGUGGAGCUCUCCCCGUCCCGCACCCUGGAGAUUCUGCAUUCAUACUUGUUAUAAUGCAGCUGUUAAACUUCCAGGAGCUGCGUCGGGAUAAAGUGGGACAAUCCCAUUGGUUGGGUUGCCAACUCUGAGCUGGAGAAUUUGGGAUCUCUCAACCCUAGCCUGCUUUGGAAGCCAUGGUGGUAGAGGUGAGCAGCUUCUAUGGAGUCUACCUCCUGUACUGCACCAACCCUCGUUAUCAUGGCCGAGUUUACGUUGGCUUUACUGUCAAUCCUGAACGACGGAUAGGUCAGCACAACGCCGGGAAGCGUCGCGGAGGGGCUUGGAAGACGAGCGGCCGUGGGCCCUGGGAGAUGGUACUGAUUAUCCACGGCUUCCCCUCAGACGUGGCUGCCCUGCGGUUUGAGUGGGCUUGGCAGCACCCGCACUCCUCCCGACGUCUCACCCACGUGACCCGCCGCACUUCACGAGAGCGCCAGUUUGAAUUCCAUCUGCGUGUCGUAGCCCACAUGCUCCGGGCCACCCCCUGGUGCCGCCUGCCUCUCACCGUGCGCUGGCUCAAGCAGGAAUACCGGAGAGACUUCCCUCCAGGCUUGGAACCUCCCUUACACAUGCCAGUGGCUUUUGGGCAAGUCCGUGCUGUCAGAGGAACCAAGGGAGCAAGACCAGAGUCUGAUGAAGAACUACCGGUAGCUCCGAAACGCUGCAGCGUCUGUCUGAAAAGGUUCCAGGAUGGGGAGGAAGAUGGCACCCCCUUGCGCUGUUUCCAUACCGGCUGCUCCAUGGCAGCCCAUAUUACAUGCUUGGCCCAAGCUUUCCUACAGCAAGAACCAGAUCAAUUCAUACCAAUAGAAGGUCAAUGCCCAGGCUGCAAGAAUACUGUGCUCUGGGGAGAUCUGAUUCGCCAUUACAAGGGAUGCUAUGGAGACCUAGAGGCUGACCCCACCUCCUCCCAGGAACACUGGGCCAGUGAGCUGAACCGUGAAGGAGUCAGCAGAAACGCAUCUAACGGUGACUCUUCUCCUUUGGUGGAAGAUGACCUUGGAUUCCUAGCAGCUGGGACAGCCCUUCCUUAAACCCCUGCUCCUCUUCCUGGAUGGCUGGGAGUCUUCUUACUUCUCUUUCUGGCUGGACCUGUUAAACUUUUCACUCCGCAAUCAAGUUCCAAGAGAGAAGACUGGUUUCAUUUUAAAGUGGACCAAUUAAAUAAAGAGACCGAGACUGAGGCAAGAUCUCUGUGAAAGGAAGAAAAGGGCGGGGAACCAGGUGCUUAAAUUUACUGAGAAGAAAGGAUAAUCCAGAAGAACUGAACUAGCAAGAACCUGUCUUUAGACGGGACGCUAGAAGUCCUUGUGUCUUGUGAUAGGUGUCCAAGUCGUGCCACGGAGGUUCAAAACAGCACAGCCAGAAUUAAGUAGCCUGUGAACUCUCACAUGCGUUGGUAAAGAGAAAGAUCAGUAUCAAUAUUUAUAUUUGCAAGGAAAAGUGGCAUACAUGUAUUUAAAAUAAAUUAUACGUAAUGUGCAUUCCUCCCUUUCUUUCUGUUGUAACAUCAUGUAGCUCCUACCAUCCUUCUUUCCUGAUAUAUGUUUUUAGAGGGACUUGUUAGCAGGCGCCAUCUUGGUCUACCAUUAAUAUUAAUAUUAAUUUAUAAGCUGCAUUUUAAUGGGGUAGGGUUUAUUUUUAUUAGA
This is a messenger RNA of Sphaerodactylus townsendi, 1766 nucleotides long. It is a transcript of the gene SLX1A, whose product is annotated as SLX1 homolog A, structure-specific endonuclease subunit. Gene Ontology annotation, cellular component: Slx1-Slx4 complex. NCBI's taxonomy places the organism in Eukaryota, Metazoa, Chordata, Lepidosauria, Squamata, Sphaerodactylidae. The record is from RefSeq and is a predicted model, not a curated record. Gene Ontology annotation, biological process: double-strand break repair via homologous recombination. Gene Ontology annotation, molecular function: crossover junction DNA endonuclease activity; 5'-flap endonuclease activity. Bases 252 to 1151 code for a protein of 299 amino acids. The transcript is spliced from 7 exons.